Messenger RNA from Gadus chalcogrammus (walleye pollock), 1921 nucleotides. RefSeq names its product prostate stem cell antigen-like. Bases 253 to 642 code for a protein of 129 amino acids. Lineage: Eukaryota; Metazoa; Chordata; Actinopteri; Gadiformes; Gadidae. The record is from RefSeq and is a predicted model, not a curated record. The transcript is spliced from 3 exons.
AACAAUGUAGCCCACAAGGCAGCAUUCACAGAAUGCCAUCCUCCUGCAUGACGCCACGGCAUGUGAUUGGUGGGAGGAGGCAGCCUCAGGUACCGAGAAACCUAAACGAAAAGGAGGACAGAGGCGCAUGCAUGCAGACAUGCGCAUGCACAGAAACACACACACCUUAACGUUAUGCACACCUAAACUAGUUUGACGGGCAGGUGUAAGAGCAAACAGUCUUGUGUCAGUCGUUGCCUGGCGUUGGAUGCGAUGCCUUCCAGUAUGAAGAUCCUUCUGGGCUCCGGCCUGAUCACCCUGCUGCUUCCGUCAGUGGUCUGUAUAAGUUGCUUCGUGUGCAGCUCAGCUCGGACCAAUGAGGAAUGCAACCGGUCUAACCUGACUUGUCCGGCACUGCAGGACAGCUGUUUGACCAUCGUAGACAUUGCUGGCCCCACCAGGGUCAUCUCCAAAUCGUGUGCCACCAUCGCCACCUGCACGGGAACCUUAUCGACCGCGGGGCUGGUGAACGGAAUCGGCAGCGAGGUGAACUGCUGCGACACCAUCAACUUCUGUAACGUGAACGGGGCCGCGGCCACCGCCGUGCACAAGGCCCUGCCGGCGCUGUCCCUACUGGCGCUACUGGGACUGGUGGUGCAGUAAGACUCCCACAGGACAUGUUCUGAGGUGACGCAACAGGUCCCCAAUCACAAAGUAUUUUUAUGUGUCACCCCACCGCGUUGAAAUGUAAACUUUAUCGGGGGGCUGCUUUGAUUCAUCAGGAGUAAACUUGUUGACUUGCCGGUUUGUUUUAUGUCAUAUUUUGAGGAAGCAAAGAGCGAGAAGUGUUGAUGUCUCAAGGUUUUUGAAGCGAGGGCCUCAGUUCUGGUGUGACCGGAAGAAAACGUUGGCCUACAGGACAUGGAGCAGAGAGAGGUUAAAUUAAUGACACCAUUAAAUGGAGGUCCCAUUGAUCACUACCUGCUGUUUCAUCACAGGCCUGAUGAGUUAUUGCAGUACACACAAUGAUAAGCAAAGGGGGUUAAUUAUUUAAAAUAAAUGUUAACCUAUUUACAUUAACUAUACACUUUAUUUUCUUCAUGUGCUUUCAUUGAAAUUGUUGUGUACUUGGAAAAAUAAAUGUGUGUUGUGAAACAUAAGCAGUAUUCCCUAAUAUGUUAAUGGGCCCAGUAUCCUAAUAUGUUGUAUUAAUAAAGAUAACCUACUUUCACAUAACAGAUAAUACGCGCAAGUGGUUACUGUUAAAAAACAACAUUGAUCAUCAUGCAUAAGAUCAUUAUGUAAUUAUAAUAGCCUUUUUGAGUUACAAUUCAAGCAGAAGUACUUUGGGGAAGAUAUGCAGUACCAUAUCCAUGCUAGAGGGGGCGCAUUCAUGUACACUUCCACCAGCGGCCACUGGCGGGCUUAUGAAAAGUAACCUCCUUCAGGUAAAAAUUGUCACAAAAUAUAAAACCAUAUUUAAAGAUAUGUUCAUAUUGUAUGACGUGAAAAUAUGACGUUUUAUAAUUUUAGGUUUAUCAUGUAGUAGCAACACUAACUGUGGCCCUCGGAGCUGUUAGGAGACAUAUCAGUGUACUAUAAAGCUGUAUAAACCGCCGGUCAUAUUUCCUUGCCAUAACAAUACAUUGAAUUAUAAUUUCACUUGAAAACUCUGCUCAGAAAUCUUAAGAUCUUAAUCAGCGUCUUAUAAAAUAUAUGAAGACACAGACAAAGGAGACCUGCAUGCUUAUGAUAUUUGACAAAUAAAAGCUUCAAAUAGAUGGCAAUUCAUUAUUUUAUUAUCUUAACCCCGCUCCGCCCACAGUGUUUAGCCUACUUGUGGAAGGCGGGGCUGGGUUCAAGGGUGUCACGGGAGCCUGGAAAUGCACGUAGAGGAGGCCGCAGAGGAAAAGAAACGCACAAAAAACUAAAUAAAGACGGA